AUGGACUUGUUUAUGAAAUGUUUACAAUUUGCAGCUUCUAAGCAUCGGGAUCAACGACGCAAAGAUACGAAUAGCACACCGUAUAUUAACCAUCCCAUAAAUGUGGCAACAAUCCUGUCGGCAGAAGCUCGCGUAGAGGAUGUGACAGUUCUUAUGGUGGCAUUGCUUCAUGAUACGGUAGAGGACACUGAUACAACUUUUGAAGAAAUUGAGAAUUUAUUCGGAUAUGAAAUUAGUUCAAUUGUGCGUGAGGUUACGGACGAUAAAACUUUAGCCAAAGAUGUCAGGAAACAAUUGCAAAUAAAGAAUGCAGCAAAAUCAAGCCAGAAGGCAAAACUUGUAAAAUUGGCCGACAAAUUGGACAACUUAAGAGAUCUUGAAAAAACGUUGCCAUGUGGCUGGACACAGGAACGGCGAGAUGAAUACUUUGUUUGGGCUAAAAAGGUUGUCGACAACUUACGUGGCACAAAUGCUUACUUGGAGGAGCAGUUAUAUAAUAUAUUCAGGUCGCGUGGUUUAUUAUAG
Molecule: messenger RNA, 525 nt
Organism: Musca vetustissima
Lineage: Eukaryota; Metazoa; Arthropoda; Insecta; Diptera; Muscidae
Gene: Mesh1
Product: guanosine-3',5'-bis(diphosphate) 3'-pyrophosphohydrolase MESH1
Exons: 3
Coding region: 1-525 (174 amino acids)
Molecular function (GO): guanosine-3',5'-bis(diphosphate) 3'-diphosphatase activity
Source: RefSeq, a predicted model, not a curated record